This is a messenger RNA of Cladocopium goreaui, 888 nucleotides long. The record is from the annotation of a GenBank genome assembly. NCBI's taxonomy places the organism in Eukaryota, Dinophyceae, Suessiales, Symbiodiniaceae.
AUGCGGACGCCGGAGGGGAAGAAGGUACCAUUGAAGAACCGAGACAAAGUGGUUCAGACCCUGCAUGAGUUGAAUACGAAGGUGGCGCUGCCCAUUUGUCGCCAAUUUGGCCUGCGCUACAACUUCUUUUCGGAACACCACCCGCAGGCCAAAAAGGCCGGAGUCACCUGCAAAGAGCCAUUGAUCUUGCGGAAGCAGGGACCAGAUGGCACCGAGGUUCAGGAGACUCGCUACUUGGUGACGAUCAGGCUGCGCCUCCGAUUGCACCCUACCAAAGGGGAUCCGCAAACGGAUUUCGUUUCCCAUGGAACUCAAAUAGCGGUUUUGUUGCACGAGCUCUGCCACUUGAAGCACAUGAAUCACGGAAAGGAUUUCAUGCUUUUUCUACGCGACAUCUUCGCUUUCGCCAACAAAACGCUCGGCGUCUUUGCGGCUGGAGAGAGCAAUGAGAUUCCGUCACCUUGGCCAUGGGAAAACCUCAUCUUCCAACGGGCAGGAGAUGUUUCAGAUGAAGAACUCUUGAAACUCUUUGCCGAGCAUCGGGAGAAGCAGCGACAGGUGAAAACCCCCGAGCCUCCGGAAGAAGCGAAGGAACCGAACCAGGUAGAAGCAGAGACAGAGGCAGAAGUGUUGCCGGAGGUGCCUGAAGCGCUGGACAUCGAGGUGGCCGUAGCGUUAGAAGCCUACUUUGAUGGCCUUCACAACGGCGACGUGGAUCGUUUUAAGGAGGUUUGGCAUCCCGAGGGGCAUCUCUACUGGAUUUCGCCGGAGGGAGACCUGGUGGAUCGCAAUGCGGAACAGUUCAUUGCCUACGUAGAAGAAAACAAGAAGUCCCCGCACUUGGCAGAGUAUGAUCCACGAUGGCAAGGGAUCAGACAUGGGCAGUGA